AAAACAUUUGAUCAGUUGAAGUUAAUCUGAAUGAAUUCUGACUCCAACAAACUCAAACUGAUCAAACUUGAAACUGUCUUGAUCAAGUAACAAGUUCAAACAAGUUAUGUUUUAUUUAAAUUAUCAUGACUUAUGACUUAUCAUGCAUCAUUAAACUAAUUAAAGAAGCAUUGACAGGCUAUGGUCUAAUUAUCUUUAAUUGACAAUAUGGAAAAGUCUCAUAUCAAUAAAGCAACUAGUGCUGAUGAUCAGGGAGAGCCAGAUUUUUAUUCCCAACUUUAUGAUGAUGCCUGGAGAUCUGAGGACUCAGAUGGGACCACACUAAGUGAAGUUCCAGCUGAUUACUUUGAUAACAACCACACUGAUGUAGCUGGAGGUCAGAACAAUGACCUGGUCAGUAAUGUCAUCACUGAAGUGUCUCUAGACUUUCUCUCAGGAAGUCGUGCUGCUAUAACCCUGCGACGACUGGAUGACAGUGAUGACUCCCAGACAUCCUCAGACUCUGGAAUCAAGACUAUUCCCAUCAGCAAAGGUUCCUACGCCAAGUAUCCAGAGUCCACGGCUGGGCUUUCAGACAAUGAUUGGAAUCCAUACGGUACCGAGUCUGACUCAAAUAUUACACCACGUGUUGCUAGUAACAAUGAUGGUAUCGUCAAACCAAUGAGCUUGAGAGGAUCGUUUCCUCUGUCCUUUAGUCCACAGAUGAGCAGUACCGCUGUAGUCAAAUCUGUCCCUGCCCUUGAUUUGUUAUGGGACAUGAGUGACAUCUCUGAAACCGCAGAAAGCAACACACAGUACACUCUUAAAUCAUAUGCAUCGUUAGAUUCCUCUGUAACUUCCGAAGCCACUGACCCCCUCGUUAAAGACAAACAGGGCUCUGCAUAUGGAUCAGAGGACCUCAAUAAAACUUUUAGAAAGGAAGAGCUCUAUGCUAAAACAGAUAGCAUUAAACAACAAAAUAGUAGACUUCAUGUACCAGGAGAAGAUAAUCAAAGUCAAUAUUUAGAAAAGGGAGUUAACUCCAAAGUUUCUAAGAAUCAUGCCACCAUGGCUGUUGAUUAUGACUUGCUACAACGUGACUUACAGGAAAUACAAGACAGUCUCCAGCGAACACUUGGCCCUGAAUCUAAACAAAGACCACAACACCUGCCAACAGAUGCAGACAGCACUAGAUCGUCAGACUGUGAAAUCAUCCCCAGCACCACUGCCACUCCAGAGAAGCCCCAACCACUAUGGGAUAUAGUUCCUUCCAGUGUGCUAUUUAAGAGUAGGACUGUGUCUGGAUUGCCCCCAAGACAGAAGCCCUACGGCUACAGUUCUGAUGGUGAUGAGGCUCAUACCUCAGGAAGCAGUGACAAAAUGGAGGACCAUUCCGAGAACAACGGGAUAGACUUCUAUCGCUCAAAUCAAAACGUAGCUAAUGGAAGAGAUACAAGCCUUAUAUCAACAGACCUAAGCAAGCAGACGACCUCGUGCAGACCUCCUCUCAAGUCUCCAGACAGUUUAGCUCUAGCAGAAAAAGUUUUGCGGAUACUGUCCCAGGAAGACCUCGAUCAUCAUGUGACUGGCAUCCUGUCUGAUGCGACGUCAAAAGAUUUAAAAUCCAAAUAUUCGUUCAGUUUACAAAACAGCUAUUCAUUUUCUAACGAUGUCGAUGACGCAGGCAUGUUUGAAUUGGGCGCGAUUCGCAAAAAACUGGAAUUGUCUGACAUGAGCUCAAGUAAAGUCUCUGUUGGUGAGCCUACAUCCAAAAUGUCUGGUGUGGAUGAUAUGACUCAGUUUGCCUCCAAACAAAUGUUAGCAGCAUGUGAGAAGUCUUUUCUUGAAAGUCGUGAUAUUAGACUUCCUCGGCAAGUGAUUCAGUGCUACCCAGUCUUGGGUGAUCACAAUCCUAACCUCAACCUUGAAGAUGCUGGUUCAAAGUUGCAAACUAACAGUGCUUGUCAACCAGAUAGAGGGGAUAGUACUCACGGAGUAUCUGCACAUACCGCUGAUGUGAAAAGCAAUGAGAAUUCUAUGCCAUUACCCAGCGCUGGAGAAGGAAGUGAUGGCGCCGAAGCACACCCAGUCUUACUGAGCCAACAAAAGAACAACAAUCAGUCUCAAGACAAUAGCCCUGUGUCAAGUGACUCGGACUGCAAUUCAAGCAGAUGGAAAGAUAAAUACAGACCUUAUAAGCCUCCAGGGUCCAAACAAGUCUACUACACUGAAAGUGAUGCUGUAUCAGUAGCUGAUAGUGUCACUACAGUUGAAAGCAGCCACUUUGGUUCAGAUGAUGCUAAAGGACCAUUUCUUCCUGCAUCAGUCUUAGGGAGCAGAGCAGAUCCUCCCACGACUGCUGGUAUAUACAGCACCAGGAAAUCUAACGAUACUACACAGCCCACUCAGACUCUAGCUUCUAUACCAGAAAAGGCAAACUCUGAUGAGCAGGAGUCUGAAGGCAAGAGAGGAGCAAGCAGCCAAUCAGAUGCAGCCUCCUUUACCAGAUCUGUGUCCAAUCAAAGUGACAGGCAGACGCAGCAAAAGGCAGCAAGUGGUGCUGAAGAGAAGAACUCUGUUUCUGGAGCUGUUGGGUCAAGAAAACUGGACACUGAACAGCUGCAAGCACCAGAGGAAUUUGUCAUCAGACAAGGUCAACCCCAAAUAAUAAGGGGAGGUCAGGGUCCAACAUUUGAUAAAACGGAUACUUCUAAAGCCAGAACUGGGGAAACUCUUGGCAGACGUCUGCUGUUGGAAAGGCCGGAAGUACUGGAUGAAAAAAGGAGAAAAAACAGAAGCAGACAUUUUGACUUUGAACUUAACAGCGGCCAAUCUAGACAUGUGUCUUACAGGAGCAGGUUCUCCCAAGAUGGAUCUCAAGCUGAUUCAACCUCAAAGGUCAAUAGUUCAUCAAUCAGAGAUCCUUGCAUUUCUGAAGCCUUUCAUCGGGCUCUAUCUCCGGAACUUUUACAAUCUAUUGGACGCCGUUCUCCUCUCCUAGGCAGCACAAUAGAGGGAUCUUUAGCUCAGCCUCCAGCGUUAAGCAGACCAAGCCAUGAUACGUUUUCGACCCAGAACAGCAGACCAACGACCAGAAGUAUCCCUGUGCCUCCAACCUUUUUAGCCAGGGACAAAAGUCGUGAAAGGUCACGGAGAGAUGAGGAGCUUGCCGAAAGCAGACGCUACAUUUCAAAGGAAGAUAAAGAGAAGCCAUUCAUCCAAGGGCAGGGAAGGAGACAAGCCUGGGAUGACAGAGACCUUUCAGUUGAGGCACCAAAUGACCAUCAAGAACACGGGCAUGGACCGGUCAGCUCCGAUAACUGGGCCCGAGAGGCAAAAUCCUCCUCACCCUUGGGCACAUCCCAAGAACCGCAACCAAGAAAGCACGCUGAAAUAGGUGAAUUUCAAUCAAGACUGAAAGAGAGCGGAAAGGCAUUUGUUGGAAGGGGUGUUGAAUUAACUCUGGAUGGAAUGAGUACAGAUAGCCAGGAUACAGAGCUAGACCAUGAGCCAGUCAGCCAAAGAGCUAAGCUGUUGACCCAUGCAUUGGCCCAAGACACAGAGUUUCAUAUGCCCCAGGAUAUUGACAGGCUUUGGGAGAAGUUUCUGGCUGCUAAUCAGUCAGUGGACAGCACAUUAGACAGCGCUAGAGUAGAGGAUGUGGCUGACCUCCUAAGGAAUCCUGCCAGGCAUCUGAUCUCUAAAUACAUGAGAGAGAGAGAAGAGUAUCGCAUCCAGAGGCUAGAGAGAAGUGAAAUGGAAAUGGAAAAGAAGAGAAAAGAACUAGAAAAACUUGGACAUGGCCGCUCUAAAAGCAAACCUGUCUCCAAAACUUCAGUCAAAAAAGCCUCAUUAGCUAACCAAAAAGACGGAAAUAUACAAAAUGGAGAUGGGGUGUCUGAAAGGUUGUUCUCAAUUAUUGAAGAUGCCAGUUUUGAGCAAUCCCCCGGCAAAACUGAAUCAUCGCUAAAGCAGAAAGUGCCGAGACAGCAGCAUCUUAUUGAUCCAGACAUGAUGAAACUAAGAGACCGCAUCACCAAUCAGCGCAGAAAUGCUGAAAAAGAGGCUCAGAGAAAGCAGCAGAAGCUGGAGAAGCUGAAAAAGCUUGAGCAUUUGUUGAUAGCCAAAAAACAAGGGAAGAUAAGCAACCACACUUUUGACAGACACUUGGAAGACAUUUCUUUGUCCAGCUCCGAUAAAUCAGAUUCAAGCCUGAGCUACAACGCAGAUUCAAAGAUUCCAUCAGCCAAUCCAAAAUGGAAGGACAGUGGGGACACUACACCGCUGUCCAAUGAAAGCACCACAGUGAAGGACAGCAGCACUGAUAUGUUGAGCUGGAAUGCUGAAAAGAUGAAAAGACUACAAUCAGACAAACCCAAGAAAUCUAAAGCUCAGCAAAAAGAAAUGGGGAAAGACAAAGGACGUCAUGCUCAUUAUGACCAGCGAAAGUUGUUUCAACUUGUCAGCGAUGGCUACUUGACACCGGACGAAGCAUAUGAACUGUGCUUUCAGAGAAACCACAGCAAUGUUGAUCUGGGAAGUGAAAGUUCAAAGGGAUGUAAUAAUGACAAAAGUUACAACAGCUCUAAGCCACAUCAACUCUACUCCCCAUAUACGAGGAAUCACAAACAGAUGUAUCAACAACAUCCUGUUCCGAGGCUGAAACUUUCUCCUCGUGUUGAUCUGAAGCUACAGAGUAAAAAACAUCAGCCUUCAAGCAGCACUGCUGAGGUAGCAGCAGCCAUACAUUCCAGAAAUUAUAUUCAGUCCAAAUCUUCAAAACCAUUCCCUCGUGAAAAAUCUUUUGAGUCUCCAGACGAAGAAAGCAGCAGAACAAUACUCUCUGAUGAUGUCAGCUCUAUCCACGAUGACAGGCAGUCAUGUGAGACUUCUGACAGUUUGCAGGAGUUUUCUUUCCAGCCUAACUCCCAUAAGUAUCCACCAGCAAAACAGUCCUUCAGGCAGGACCUUCGAGGCUCGCACAGAAUAAACAAACAAGAUGCUAGGAGAAAGAAACAAGGUCAAAGUGCGUCAGAGAAUGAACCUCCACAGUUUCUACCUAAGAAAGGAAUAGCAUGGCAGAUACCUGUGAGUAAAGAAGCUCAACAAGAAACAAAAUCUAAACAUCCUGUGUACCAAUCCAAGGUUCAGCCUCUUAAGGAAAGACCAGGUUUUAACAACCCACAAGCUCUCAAGCCCCACCCAGACUUACUAGUGGGUAAACCCAGAAGUGAAAUCUCUAUUUGGGAGACAAAAGAUCAUCCUGAGGGAAUUCCCCGAAAGCUGUGGGAAAAGGUUGUCCAACAUGACCCACUAGCCAGUAAAAUCAACCAUUGGGAGGUUGACCCACUGAAAGACAAAGUGCAGUACAUACUGGACAGACAGAUAGGGGAAGAUAUGCAAGCAUCUUCUGACAAAACUGGACAGGUCUUAUCACUGCAGGAUUGUUUCUUGUCCAAGAAGCAAAGUUUUAUUUCCAAAUGUCGAGAGAGACAAAAGCGUAUAGCACUGGCGCGUGAAAACAGACACUUCCAGGAAUGUUUGCGGCUGGAAAGAGAGGCACUGUUUGGAGAACAAGACCGAGGAGCACCAUCCAAUCUAUUUGCUCAUCCUUACAGUGAUAAUCUGUUCCAACCUAAGCGAAGAGUAUUGACAAAACAAGAGAUGAAGGAAUUGACAUCUAAACGGUACAAGAAACUUCCUGAAGUCUUGGAGAAACAAGCCAACAGUAAACGCAGCGAAGAGAUGAAGACUAAUAGACUCAGACUGAAACUUUUCAACAGGAAAGUUCAAAGAGAUUCCAGAGCCAAAUACAGUCAAAGAUUACACCAGUGAUGGCGACAGUGGAGCCCUGGCCACGGAAGUCAAAAACAAGUUUCCUGAUGAAGACGAAUGUAUACAAGCCUGAUUAAUAUGCUAAAAUUUGUAUCCACAAAUAAUACAGUAGUUCUAGAGUUUUGUUUUAUUUACAAAAUUAUAAAAUUAUUAUUAUUUUUUUUUAAUCUUUUUAAUUUUGUCCUCUCUCAUUAUGUUAUUGAUACAAUCAAUAUUGCUGAAGUAAUUAAGGGUUCCUUCGUUAGGUUAUUUAUAAUAUUUAUGGUGGCUCAUUUCUGUGUUUUUAUUGUGCACUUUUAGAUGCAUUGAUUCAAAAGUCUUAUGCAAUAUCUUGCAUUUGUUCCAUUCAUUUUUCUUACUUAAUAUAAUUUCAGUUUUUUUAUUUUUUACCAACUGGGCUAAGUAGAAAUAAAAUGAAUGUCCUUGGGCCUAUUUAUUUUUUUAAAGCUUUUCUAUAGACUCAAAGAUUGACAGGGGAAAAAGUUACACAAAUUUUACUAUUUAAAGCUUAGACAAAAAUUUUAGAUUGUAAAGCUUCGACAGACAUUGGAAAUAGACCUUGUUUACAUUGAAAGCUACUUGCAUCUUGGAUUAUUUCAAAAUAGUAUUGACAUUAUUACCAUGUAUAAUAUAUUUACUAUUGUUUUUUGUAUCAUUACAUUUAUUUAUUUAUCUUGUAUGUGAUCCGUCCACACUAUUGGAGCUUACUGUAAAGAUAAUUAUCUUUAUUAGAUGAGAGCUCCAUCAGCACAUGACUUUGAUAUUUGUACUUAACCUAAAUUAGAACACAAGUAAUAAAGUUUUUCUUAUCUGUUGUUUA
Molecule: messenger RNA, 6634 nt
Organism: Biomphalaria glabrata
Lineage: Eukaryota; Metazoa; Mollusca; Gastropoda; Planorbidae
Exons: 18
Coding region: 208-5814 (1868 amino acids)
Biological process (GO): regulation of centriole replication
Cellular component (GO): cytosol; centrosome; centriole
Source: RefSeq, a predicted model, not a curated record